Molecule: messenger RNA, 570 nt
Organism: Nematolebias whitei (Rio pearlfish)
Lineage: Eukaryota; Metazoa; Chordata; Actinopteri; Cyprinodontiformes; Rivulidae
Product: metalloproteinase inhibitor 2
Exons: 5
Coding region: 1-462 (153 amino acids)
Biological process (GO): negative regulation of membrane protein ectodomain proteolysis; negative regulation of endopeptidase activity
Cellular component (GO): extracellular matrix
Molecular function (GO): protease binding; metalloendopeptidase inhibitor activity
Source: RefSeq, a predicted model, not a curated record
AUGACGAUGAUGAUGAAAAUCUGUUUCAUCUCACUGACCAUCCUGUUUCUUUGGCGAGUGCAAGAUGUUGCAGGAGCCUGCAGGUGUCUCCAUCUCAGCAUUCAGCAGGCUUUCUGCAGAGCAGAUGUUGUUUUCAGUGCAAAAGUUACUGGAAAGCAAGUGGUUGACACUGGGAAUAGCCCCUUGAGAAAUCCAUUCAAGAGCAUCAAAUAUGACAUACAAGUGACUAAGGUGUACAAAGGCCCUGGUUUGAAUAUUGAUGCUGUCUACACUUCUUCCUCCUCUGCAACAUGUGGAGUCACUCUGGACACUGGAGACAAACUGUAUCUAAUCACAGGCAAGCUGGAAGAUGAUGAGACUGUGCAAAUCACAUCGUGUUACUUCAUUGAGCUGUAUGAUGACUUGAGUAUCGCCCAAACACAAAAACUGAUUCAGUGUUAUACAACCGGCUGUGGCUGCUAGAUGAACACCAGAUUCUCCAUCCCCUGCAUUAUCAGGAGCCCAGCAGAUUGCCUUUGGGUUGAUUGGAUGACUGGAGAUACUGUGCAAGACAAAAAAUUAUAUGUACAU